GAAUGCUGAUUUAAAGACGACAGCGACUAAAGAAGAACAACAACCUUUGAAGAAGAGCACUGACGACCCUAUUGAUGAUGAGAAGAACAAUGACAACAGUAAUGAUGGUAAAACGGAUUCAUCACACACUGUAUCGAUUCCAGCAAAAAAACGUAAAUUACCAAGUAGUUCCCUCAGGUGGUCUAGUCUCCUAUGCCAUUGACGACGAUGAAGAUGAGAAUACUGUGCUAGACACCGAUGAGGAUGAUGAUGCCAGUGAUGACGAUGGUGAGAAUACUGACUCAGACAAUGAAAACACUCAUAGUAAUCAUGCCUCACAAAGUAACCAUCAACCACCGACUAUUUUCAGCUCUGAUCAACCAGUUAUUAAUAUUUCAUCUCAGAAUCAAAUUCACCCUACAGAAUUAUCCACAGUCUAUGAUGCGAAAACUUCAAAUCCUCUUAGCAAUGAAGCAAUGAAACCGGAGAGUCUGACAGAACGUCUUAUUCGUGAAAUUCAACUACCGCCUGAACCUACAGGACAUUGUUCUAUGGUGUUACAAGAAAGAGUUGAACGUGCUGUACGACGUAUGCGAUUGGAUAUUAGUUAUGAUCCUAAUAGAGCUAUUCAAGAUAAUAAAGCAUUCCGUAAUCCAAGCAUUUAUGAAAAGUUGAUAGAUUUUUUGAAAAUUGAUGAGAAAGGCAGCAAUUUUCCUAAAGAAAUCUAUGAUCCUUAUCGUUGGGGUCCUCAAUCCUACUAUGAAGAACUUGCAAAAGUACAGAAUCGUGAAAUUGACAGACUGAUGAAAUUGCAAAAAGAACAGAAAAAGACAGAGGCCAAUACAUCGACGACGACAGCAGCAACAACAACAAACACUAAUACUGCUGGUACUACAAGUACUAGUACAAUGAAAAGCACAAACAUUCCCAAUCCCAUAACAGCAGAGAAGACAAAUCCAACUACUGGAGGAUCUGUAUAUACAGGAUACAUUGAACCGAAAAGACCAAGUAAAUGGGAUAUUGGUAUGCCUAUCAACCUACAAUCGCAUGAGACUACUAGUACCACUACUGCUACAGCUACUACUACUUCUACAAUUACAACUACAGAACCCGUCAAACAGCAGCCACAGCAACAACAACAACCACCACCGCCGCCAUCAGUACUUCCUGUUGGCAGUUUAAUUAAACGAAACUGAUGUGUGCAGGGCAAUUUCAUAAGAUCAAUAAUAAUAACUCAAAACAGCUGCUGAUAACGCUUAUUCCGCCACUCACACACAAACCAACACACAC
Messenger RNA from Trichobilharzia szidati, 1269 nucleotides. Lineage: Eukaryota; Metazoa; Platyhelminthes; Trematoda; Strigeidida; Schistosomatidae. The record is from the annotation of a GenBank genome assembly.